Messenger RNA from Solanum pennellii, 775 nucleotides. RefSeq lists its product as uncharacterized. NCBI's taxonomy places the organism in Eukaryota, Viridiplantae, Streptophyta, Magnoliopsida, Solanales, Solanaceae. The transcript has a single exon. Bases 35 to 775 code for a protein of 246 amino acids. The record is from RefSeq and is a predicted model, not a curated record.
UUUUUGUUGUGUUGCAUAUUGAUUCAAUUCAAGAAUGAUUGAAAAUGUUGAUCUGAUUUUUAAUUAUGGGGGACAAUGGUUUCGAAAACCACAAUUGGUAUACCAUAAAAAAUUGUUUCACGUUUGGAGAGCUUACGAAGUUGACUUGCUGUCUUAUAUUGAUGUAUGUAGAGAAUUUAAAGAAAAAUUAGCUUUUAGCGAAGUACGACAUCUUCUAUUUACAGCCCCAUCUGGUGGUUUUUAUGUGAUCGAGGGGGAUGAAGGCAUUAGAAUUCUUCAGAAUAUACUAUCUGACAAUUUCAAGGUAGUGAACUUUUUUGCAGUAGAUAACUCUGAAGAGGAGCUUGGGUUAGUUCCAAACAUUAGUCAUUACCAUAAAAGUGACAAUGUUAUAGAAGUUGGAACAGAUUGUGAUGGUAGUGAGGAAGAGGAAAAUGGUGAAACUAUGUCUAGCGAAUAUGAUAGUGAAGAGCUGGAGAUUUAUAAAAAGCAAAAACAACUUGAUAUCAAUGAAACGUUAGACAAGUACAAGGAUUUGGAGUAUGGUAUGACCUUUAGCAAUCUCAAAGAAGCUAAACAAGUUAUUGACUUCUAUGCUGUUGCAAAUAAGAGGGAUAUUAGAGUAAAGAAAAGCGACAAAGGUAGAGUUACUUAUUGUUGUGUUCUUGAUUGUCCCUUUCGAUGCUCGAUUUACAAGGAUGGGAGAGAUCAAGGUUUUAAGAUCAAGACCUUGAAUCAGGAACACACAUGUUAUGAGACUNCGAUUCAAGAAUGA